Molecule: messenger RNA, 363 nt
Organism: Peronospora matthiolae
Lineage: Eukaryota; Oomycota; Peronosporomycetes; Peronosporales; Peronosporaceae
Source: the annotation of a GenBank genome assembly
AUGCGUCGAUCCGAAACCUUGAAGAUUGAUAUAUCAAGGUACAAGGGAACCGAUGAAGAUUCUUGGACCUUAGGGCUCAAGCUUCACGACCCAAACGUGUUUGAGUCGUCGGAUAUCGUGAAGUCUCGACUUAAAGAGACGUUUGAGCCGCCGAGAGCCGAGUUCAGAGCACGCUCUGCACUCUUGAGGCUAAAGCGAGGUAAGCGUGACAUGCACGCUUACGCACAGCACCUACGCUACCUUGCGAGUAGCGUUGCUGAGAACCCUGUUGAUGAGCACACACUCAUCAACGUGUUCAUCUACGGCCUUGUGAAUAGGCCGGUGAAGACCUACAUGUUACGAGAGGACUUCCAUACGCUGUAA